AUGUUUACCCCGUUUCCGGCCAGUUACCCUACAUACCCGCAGCAGCCAUGGGUUGAUACUCACGGUAGCCUCGGGCUGAACCUUCUCUGUUCCCCUACCGAGCCGCUGCUUAAAGCGUGGCUGCCACGAGAAGCAGGGUUCGGCAAUGUUCGCAUCCAUUCUUAUGGCUAUGAUGCUGACUGGCAGUCCACAACCGCCGCUCCUACUAUCAACCUUCUCGAUUUUGCUCAUCAGCUGCUAGAAAGGCUCCUAAAUUCUCCUCAUAUAGCAAGUCCGGGAACGACGCCAAUUGUUUUUGUUGCCCACAGCAUGGGUGGUCUGGUGGUCAAGCAGGCCUACGUGCUUGCCCGACAGGACCAAUUCUCCGCAAACCUAGCGAAACGUAUGGAAGCCAUGGUUUUCCUAGCCACUCCGCACAGGGGAACCGAUCUCGCACAGACGCUGAACAACAUCCUCCGUGCGUCGGCUACGCGGUUCCCUCGUUCCUUCAUAUCAAACCUCUCCCGCCAGAGCGAACUCCUCGAGCUACUUAACGACUCGUUUCGCCACUAUGCGCCCGAUAUCUCACUCUUCUCCUUCUACGAGUCGCGGCCCACCGAGCUCUACCUUCGCUCUGAAAUCAUUGUCACGAAGGGUUCCGCCGUUUUCGGAUAUCCGAAUGAGCGACACGCCAUGCUCGAUGCCAACCACAGACAAGUCUGCAAGUUCGAGUCGCGAACCGACCCAAACUACACAGCGGUUCGUGAAGCGCUACGAAACAUUACAAAAACCAUUCUGGAGAGGCUGUCGACGGGAAGCGCACAAGAGACCUGGAGAGCCAUGCGGCAGGUCGAGAGCUUCCUUGUAAUGCCAUCGCAACCGGAGGACGAUCUUAAGGACGUUGAGGAGGCCAGGAUGGCCGGCUCUUGCGAGUGGCUUGCUGAAGAGAAGACUUCUCUCACGGCGAUGAGUCUCGACUGCAGCUACUACUUUUUCCGUCAUGGGGACAAGGACAAGUCCACCGUCAGCGGGCUCCUGCGGUUCCUAUUGUAUCAAAUGGCCCUGCGAAAUGCACAAGUACGUCAACAGCUCCUGGCCAUAAUAGACAGAGCCGUGAGCUUCAACAAGGACGACAGCAAGGCCAUCUGGCGGAAGCUGGUGUGGCCCAUCAUUUGCAACAACCAAACGCCUACCACGGUCCAUUAUUGGGUGAUCGAUGCGUUAGAUGAGUGUUCCGAUUUCGAGCUUCUCGUUGGGUCCCUGGCGUCCAUAGAGCCGCACGCCCGUAUCCGCAUCUUGAUCACCAGUCGGAAGCUCACCGAGAUCACUCAAAUGUUCACCGACCUGCGACGAAAUCCCGCUGCCACCAUUGCUGUCUAUGCCAAUGAGAUCUCGUUCGAAAACACCAAGGCCGAUAUCCAACUCUAUCUCGAUGGAAACCGACACAAAUUUCACGUCGGGGGUGAAAAGCAAAAAGACGCCUUCAGUGACCGCCUUCUCGACAAGAGCGAGGGCUGCUUUCUAUGGGCCCGCACCGUUCUCGACGAGCUUGCAUCCGCCUGGACUGUUGGUGAGGUCCAGCGCAUCUUAGAUGACGUUCCCCCAGGAUUGGACCCCCUUUACUUGCGGGCGCUCGCCAUCAUGUCCUCGCGACCGAAACCGGGCCGAGACCUCGCCCGAACCAUCCUCACAUGGAUCAUCUGUGCUGUCCGGCCCUUAAGCGCAGUCGAGCUGUGGGAGGCGCUAAAUUUGGACCUAGACGAUGAGGUACCCGAGCUCGAGGCGGCCAUCGCGUCGCUGUGUGCACAACUCAUUCACAUUGACAAAACCGGGAGGGUAAUGAUUGUGCACCUCACGGCGAAGACCUUCCUGACGAACGACCAGGUCCAGUCUGAAUUUCGCAUCGACGAGAAGCUUGGCCAUCACCUGCGACAUGCGACCUCCGCCAACACGGUGUUGAGCAACUUGCUUCAUAGCUUUCUCGGCGCCAACGUCCUGUCCUGGAUUGAGUAUGUUGCGUCGGCGGGCAACCUGUCGGUCCUGACGCGGACGGCCAACUCGAUGAACCCGUACCUCCAGUGGCACAUCCAAAGCUCGUCACCGCUCGGUGAAUUUGUCGACAGCACCCGAAACUGGGUGAUUGACCUCCACCGCAUCGUUGCUGGCUUCGGCCCCAACUUGCUGGCGUGUCCCUGGGGCAUCUACUGGCUCAUCCCGCCCUUCUGCCCCAAGUCCUCAGCCGUUGUCGCUACGACCGCUGCCUCCAAGUUCGGCCGAAUCGCCGUCCGCGGUCUCAAGGACGAGGGCUGGAACGAUCGCAUGGCCUGUAUCGAUACCCGCAACGUACACACUUCGGCCGUCACAUGCGGCGACACCUUCUUUGCCAUUGGUUACCGAUCUGGAUCCAUCACCUUGUACCACAACAGCACAUACCUACCCUGGAAAACUCUCGACCACGGAAGCCCUGUGUAUCACCUUGGGUUCGAUAGGCUCAGCACCCACGUCGUCUCCGCCGGCCGGCAAGACGUCAAAAUAUGGGAAGUCUAUAGCGGUUUUGUGUGCUGGACCGCCAAGCUGGAUCAUGACAUUAUGAGCUUGGACAUCACAGAAGACGGCAAAACGGUCAUGAUUGCGGACAAGACCCACACGUUCACCUCCUGGAGUAUGCGGUCGGGAGAGGCCGAAAAGAAGGUGAACUGGAGCAAAACGAUGUCGUUUCCCGAUGAAGGGGCCUGGCGCCGUCCACCCACCGCGGCCGCGCUCAGCCCUAACAGAUCACUUCUCGGGGUUCUGUACCGGGGCCGCCCCAUCUGCCUCUACGACCUGGAAGAUGACCUCUUCCAUGGUCUCGUCAGCCGUGACGGGGACCCCACGACCCAGAAGCUCGGGUCAGAUCUUUCGCCCAUCUCGCUCGUCUUCAACACGAAAAGAGACAACCCGAAACUUGCGGUGGCCUAUGAAGACGGUGAUCUGUGCCUCUUUGAGUACGAGGAACUCAGGCUGCUCGUUUCGGUCGAGGCGAACGCGCACUCUGUGGCUUGUAGCCCAGAUGGUAUGACGCUGGUCACAGGAAAUUCGAACGGCAUGGUGCAACUCUUGGAAUUCGAUACCCUCCGCCUCCUCUACCAAGUGAAUGCCGUGGAUUACGGCAUUCGUGGGCUCUCGUUCACCGCUGACAACCUGCGAUUUAUAGACAUCCGCGGGACGCAGUGCAACGUCUGGGAGCCGGCUGUCUUGUUAGGUAUGGCACGGCGGGACGAGUCGUCGACGGAGCCAGCUGAUUGGGAGCCUAUUGUCAAGGGCAUUGAUAGCAACGAUGUCAAUAUCACUAGUCUCGAGCUAGCCGAUUCCGACCAAUACUUCUUUGUCGGCCGAUUCGACGGCUCGGUUUGUCUCUUCGAAACCUCGACUGGCGAGCAGCGGAAGGUUUUCGCACACUUUGGUUCCGCCGAUACUGUGUGCCGCUUCAUGGUCGUUGCCCUUCUCCCAAACGCCGAGCUCGGAUGGAAGGCCACGACCAAGCGUUUGGACAAGAGAGCCGACUCCGUCAUUCUACAACUUCUGCUAAAUCCAUCCAACGACCUCUUGUUAGUGUUGACCGAGAACUCAAAUACCAUCUGGAAUUUGAGUACCGGUCAGUUGGUCAGUACGCAGACAUGGCAGCCUCCUCCUUCGUUCUGCUGGGUCAACCAGCCGGGAAGCUCACCACACCGCCUAUUGAUAACGAAAAAAACAGCGACAGUGUUUGAAUGGGAGUCAUCGGAAAGUCGCGUGACGAGGUCAGUCAAUUUGCACCUGACGCCCGAGAACCAGACGCCGCAGAUCCAACCCCGGCGAGUCAAGAGUGUUUUUUCCCUCUCACAGGGCAAGUUCCUGAUCGUAGAGCUCUCUCCAAUGUUCCAGGACACCACGACAGAUGUCAUAGUCUUUGAGCUUCUUCCGCCCAGCUCGCACGGCAGCUUCCUCACGCCCAUUGACGAAUUCAGAGAGCUCAGUAAGAAGGUCAAACAUGUGAUCGGCAGCUACGGCUCAAGGCUGUUGUUCCUGGACUCCGAACAUUGGGUCAGCUCCGUUGAUGUGAGUGAGUUUGGGUCCAAGUAUGGAAGUUAUUUGCGGCACUUUCCCAUCCCAUCCGAGUGGCAGAGCCAACAGAGAAAUUUGCGUAUGGCCGCCACUCGCAAAGGUGACAUUUUGUUUGUCCGCGGGAAUGAGGUCGCUGUCAUUGGUCAGGGGUUUGAAUUUGAGGACUAUGUUGAGGUAUUGACAGCUGGUUAA
Molecule: messenger RNA, 4254 nt
Organism: Dichotomopilus funicola
Lineage: Eukaryota; Fungi; Ascomycota; Sordariomycetes; Sordariales; Chaetomiaceae
Exons: 6
Coding region: 1-4254 (1417 amino acids)
Molecular function (GO): protein binding
Source: RefSeq, a predicted model, not a curated record